GGGCAAACGAGAAAUAUGGCAAAGCCAAAUAGAAUCAAAGGAAUACAUACAUUCUUUUACACUUUACAAUGGGGAAUUACUCUAAUGUAAUAAUGACAAAUCUAUAGGCACACUAGUCUAUAUGAUAUUUAACAAAUAGUGUGCUUAUAAGUAUGAAAAAAAAAUUCAUUAGCCAAAAUAUUGCACAAAUAUUUUAUUUCUUUCAUUGGGUAUCUUUUUUAUUAACUCUUUUCUAGGCAGUUGCUUGCUGACUUGAAGAAAAUGAGUAAUUACAUGUAACAAUGGCUCAAAAGGAGGCAGGGUCACACCAUGCCAGCUAUGAUGACCUUCACGUGACCCAUGACCUCCCAGCUCCUGAAGGGUCCCCUUCGAGACGAGAGACGAAAUCACUACAUGACCUCCAGCUGGCUGUCAGAAACUCGGAAGAAAAGAAAGUGACAGAAUUCCUAACCUCGUCUGGAUCCGAGAUUAAAAUACAAACGAAAGGGCAGAUCCCUAAACCAGAGAGUAUUUCAGAUUCUGGUUUUGAUGGCAGUGGGAGUCCACCUCAAUUCCAAGAUGAGGCUGCUAUUCUUGGAAAAGUUGGAGGAGGGCAGUCCAAUGAUUCCUCCCAGACAGACGGCGGGGAACCACCUCGUCUACUUCUGGUGUCCACAAAAAUCAGGAAUAGCAUCUAUUUCAGGCAUAGCAUCAAACCCAAUGUGAUUUUUGUACAGUACAAGUAUGACUCCAUGACAACAGAAGGAAUUCUGGGCCUUGUGAACCAGACUCUGAGUGAUAGAAAAGUGGACAGUAUAGCUCUGAUGAUGAGCUGCUGUGGUCCUAACAUCCAGAUAUCAGGCAAGGACGACAAGGUUGCAUCAAAGGACACAGUUUGUGAGAACCAACAGGUCAAGGACUUCUUCGUGACCCUAGUGACCUCUCACCUGAACUUUGACAGUGAAUGCCCUCACCUUGAUUUUCUGGCCUGUAAUGCUGUUCUGCACCCAGAUGGAGUGGCCAUUAUAAAGGAGCUAGAAAAUCUAGUGAAAGUCAAGGUGACUAUGGCAAGAGAUAUAGCUGGAAAUGACAGCAAACAGAGCUCUGAAAAUAAAAUAAGUGUUGGUAAACUUUAUUUUCGGAUGGAGAAAUUAAGAGGUUUGACUGGGAACAACCAACAGUCUCUGGCAGGUUUUGAGAAAAUACAAACUGUUGGAAAAGGGGCUUAUGGUGCUGCUGUAUUGUAUAGAAAGAAAGAUGAUGACUCUCUUGUGAUCUUGAAGGAAAUUAACAUGCACGACCUGAAUGCAGCAGAGAGACAGCUGGCUCUGAACGAGGUGUCUAUCCUGGCUAUGUUGGACCACCCUAACAUCAUCAGUUACUAAGACAGUUUUG
This is a messenger RNA of Saccostrea cuccullata (small rock oyster), 1374 nucleotides long. RefSeq lists its product as uncharacterized. The record is from RefSeq and is a predicted model, not a curated record. Gene Ontology annotation, molecular function: protein kinase activity; ATP binding. NCBI's taxonomy places the organism in Eukaryota, Metazoa, Mollusca, Bivalvia, Ostreida, Ostreidae. The coding region runs from base 282 to 1364 and encodes 360 amino acids. Gene Ontology annotation, biological process: protein phosphorylation. The transcript has 9 exons.